AUGAGCAUAUUUUGUGUAUUCUUCGAUGGUUAUAUUGUGCCAUACAAUUUAUACAACAAAAACGAUCUCCUCAUGGAUCUAUUUGCAGAGUACUUCGUAAAUCGAAGCACAAUAUCUCUCCACCUAUUCAAUUUAUCGAAAUCUGUUAGGACUUGUGCUGAGCCUAGGAAAAUAAAGAAGAUUGAGUCGGACACACAUCAAAGAUUGUUGCUUGCGUUACUGGGGACUGAUGAGAAGAUUUUCAUAUGCAUUUUCUCCAAAAUAAGCAGGCCACGGUUGGCUACUAUUUUUUCUUCUUAUCAUAGCAAGCAUGGCGGGUCACUGAAAAAGGCCAUAAAAAGUGAAACCUCGGGACGCUUUAAGUUUGCCCUUUUGACUAUAUUAAAGUGUGCUGAAAACCCUGGGAAGUACUUUGCUAAGGUACUGCACAAGGUAAUGAAGGGCAUGGGAACAGAUGAUACAACACUUACUAGAGUAAUAGUGACUCGAGCAGAUAUUGAUAUGCAAUACAUAAAAGUAGAGUACGAAAAGAAACACGAAAAAUCUCUGAUUGAUGCAAUUCAUUCAGAAACAUCAAGCCAUUACAGGACAUUUCUUCUCUCUCUCUAUUGGACUGAGGCAACGCAACUAGACAAGCCUGCCCUAUUUUACGAACUGUUCUUAUAUAAAACAAGAUCCUCAACAAUGGAAUUGCUAGGGCUUGCUGCUGCUAUCCAUUUUCUUUUAGGGUUUGAAAAUGCGGAUGGUGUUGGGGGUGUAGCAUAUUUUCGAAGGUGGAGGUACGACGAUUUGUCAAAGCUGUCGUUGGAGAAGAAAGGCCUCAUGGGAUUUUGA
Olea europaea var. sylvestris is the source of this 834-nucleotide messenger RNA. RefSeq names its product annexin A3-like. The record is from RefSeq and is a predicted model, not a curated record. Bases 1 to 834 code for a protein of 277 amino acids. Gene Ontology annotation, molecular function: calcium ion binding; calcium-dependent phospholipid binding. The transcript has 7 exons. Lineage: Eukaryota; Viridiplantae; Streptophyta; Magnoliopsida; Lamiales; Oleaceae. Gene Ontology annotation, cellular component: cytoplasm.